AUGGGAGGCGGCCCUCCUGGGCAGGGCGGCAAAGAUGACAAGGACAAGAAGAAGGAAAAGCCAAAGUACGAACCUCCUCCACAGCCAACCACCCGCAUUGGACGCAAGAAGCGCAAGCAAGCCGGACCAAAUGCCGCUGCAAAGCUGCCCACAAUCUAUCCUACUGCACGAUGCAAGUUACGGUACCUGAGGAUGCAGAGAGUGCAUGAUCAUCUGCUUCUGGAGGAGGAAUAUGUUGAGAACCAGGAACGCAUACGGAAGACCAAAGCGGCGCAGACACAAGCACCAUCCGCCGCCACAGAAGGCGCAGAGCUCGACCGGAAUGCCGAUGAGAGAAGUCGGGUUGAUGAUAUGCGCGGCAGCCCUAUGGGCGUGGGCAAUCUGGAGGAGCUUAUUGAUGAUGACCACGCCAUUGUCUCCAGCGCUACUGGCCCCGAAUACUACGUUUCCAUCAUGUCCUUUGUCGACAAGGACCUCCUCGAACCCGGUGCUUCGAUCCUCUUACAUCAUAAGUCCGUGUCAGUCGUUGGUGUGCUGACGGAUGAUGCCGAUCCUCUGGUUUCCGUCAUGAAGCUGGAUAAAGCUCCUACGGAAUCAUAUGCAGAUAUCGGUGGUCUGGAGUCCCAGAUUCAAGAAGUCCGAGAGGCAGUGGAGUUGCCUUUGCUCCAUCCGGAGUUGUACGAAGAGAUGGGUAUCAAGCCUCCGAAGGGUGUCAUUCUCUACGGUGCACCAGGAACAGGGAAGACAUUGCUUGCAAAGGCCGUUGCCAAUCAGACAUCAGCUACUUUCCUGCGCAUCGUAGGAUCCGAACUGAUCCAGAAAUAUCUGGGUGACGGACCACGAUUGGUUCGACAACUGUUCCAAGUUGCCGCGGAGAACGCGCCCAGUAUUGUCUUCAUCGACGAGAUCGACGCCAUCGGCACCAAGCGAUACGAGUCGACCUCUGGUGGUGAACGUGAAAUCCAACGGACCAUGCUUGAACUCUUGAACCAGCUUGACGGGUUCGACGAUCGAGGAGAUGUCAAGGUCAUCAUGGCGACCAACAAGAUUGAGACUUUGGACCCUGCACUGAUCCGACCGGGGCGUAUCGAUCGUAAGAUCCUCUUUGAGAACCCGGACCAGAACACCAAGAAGAAGAUCUUCACGCUGCACACCAGUAAAAUGAGCCUGGCCGAGGAUGUGGACCUUGACGAGUUCAUUGCGCAAAAGGACGAUCUGAGUGGUGCUGAUAUCAAGGCGAUAUGCUCCGAGGCUGGGCUGCGAGCACUCCGCGAACGACGCAUGCGCGUCAACAUGGCCGACUUCCGAAGUGCGAGGGAGAGCGUCAUGAAGACCAAGAGCGAGGGCGAGCCGGAGGGUCUGUACUUGUAA
This is a messenger RNA of Exophiala spinifera, 1371 nucleotides long. RefSeq lists its product as uncharacterized. Gene Ontology annotation, molecular function: proteasome-activating activity; ATP hydrolysis activity; ATP binding. Gene Ontology annotation, cellular component: proteasome regulatory particle, base subcomplex. NCBI's taxonomy places the organism in Eukaryota, Fungi, Ascomycota, Eurotiomycetes, Chaetothyriales, Herpotrichiellaceae. The transcript has 2 exons. The record is from RefSeq and is a predicted model, not a curated record. Bases 1 to 1371 code for a protein of 456 amino acids. Gene Ontology annotation, biological process: proteasome-mediated ubiquitin-dependent protein catabolic process.